AUGUCGGCUCAGCAGGAUCUUCAAGAUCUCAUUCGGCUGAUGACCGUGGGUAUGAAAGUGCCGAUGAAGGACGCCCUAUCACGCGUGAAGAGUCUCCAGGUCAAGAAUCUUCGUAGUGUCCAGCAAAUCGCGGAAUGUCCACUAUCAGAUGUCCAAGCAGCUAUAUCCGAUGCCAAAGCCGCGAGAUCUCUUCAUAACGCAUGUAAAGCUCGCAUGAAGAACCCCGCCGGGCCUUUGGCGAGCAAGAGGACUGGCUCUCAUCUCACUGCCGAUGCGAAGCGGCUGAAGGCUGCUGGUGAUACAGGAUAUCUGGAUGGACCAGAUCCCGUGCAGCCGCGCGAAUACGAGGCAGCGCUGGAAUUCUCCGUCGAGACAGAUGAGCAGCUCAUUGCCGAUACUACACUGUUAACAAACAGAGCACCCCUCGUUCUGGCCUUCGCAGUGGAGCUUUUGCGGUAUACGAUGCCAGAGCAACCCCCUUCUAGUCGGUUAAGCUUGGCACAAGCCGUCGUCAGUGCUAAUUCGAGAAGCAAAGCCGUUUCAAUCGGUCUUGAAAAGGGUCUCAGUGCUGAUGAGGAAGGCUGGGGUCACGGGCAGCCGAGGGCUAGGGUUAUGGGGAGAGAAGUCACGGUUCUAAAAAGAGGUGGAUAUUCAUGGAAGGGGGAGGAAGAAGAAGUGAAAGACUCGUCCGAAGUAAAAGAAUCAUCAGCCGCAGCCAAAACUAGCACCCGUGAUAGUAUUCGAGAUACGAAUGAGAAUACAGCUAGUCACACAGCCAGGUCGUGGUCCACUAGUCAACCUGUUACUUUGAAACAAUCGACAUUUGUUGUGCGAGCUAUAACAAUUACCGAGCCAUCUCAGCGCCAGUCUGUUCUGCAGUCCCUAUUCGCCGCCACACCAUCUCUUCAAUCCGCGACACACAACGCGUGGGCGUAUCGGGUCAAGGUACCAACCAAUCUAUUCAAUGCUACUACGAUCAAGGAGGAGUCCUUCGACGAUGGAGAGAGUGGAUGUGGGUCCUUCUUGCUCAAGACAAUGCAAGAAAUGAACGCUGUUGACACAUUGGUCGUGAUGACGCGAUGGUACGGUGGGAUAAUGCUCGGGCCAGAUCGCUGGAGACUAAUGCGCAACUGUCUUGCAGAUGCAUUAUCAGAGCGUCUUCGCGUCACAGGAGAACAAGCUACUCUGGGAGGAGAGGCACUAUGGGGCAUAGACCUCGAAGCCAUGAGAAACAAGGCCGGCACAGUCGGUACAGCGUCCAGCAGAUCGUAUGAAGCCGGCGUCGUCGGUAUGCCCAUACACCGACCAGAGACAGCCAAGGCGUACCUUUUCAGAAGCUUUGCUACGCGGGUCGAUGCUUCCCAAAAUCAAGAAGGGAAUAAUGUCACCAGUGAGAACGAUGCACAGCCAUCCCACCCAAAAUCGACGGCAAAAACAACCUCAAAAAAGAAAACUGCCAGAGAGCUCGAUCUCGAGAAGGAGGAGAACGUCGCCAGACUUCUCGGCGCUAUCAGGCUUCUGUACGAAAGCUGGGCAGACCACCUGAGUUCCAGUGACCUCGACCGUCGCGCAUGGAACUGGUACGUCGCUGUCCGGCCCGAAGUCGAGAGCGGACCUUCUGGUUGGGGCGCCAAGGGGCAUUUAAAGCUAUCCGAUAUUCUCGCACUGAGGCGGAAAGAGGAGUGA
This is a messenger RNA of Xylaria bambusicola, 1686 nucleotides long. RefSeq lists its product as uncharacterized. Lineage: Eukaryota; Fungi; Ascomycota; Sordariomycetes; Xylariales; Xylariaceae. The transcript has 2 exons. The record is from RefSeq and is a predicted model, not a curated record. Gene Ontology annotation, cellular component: cytoplasm. Bases 1 to 1686 code for a protein of 561 amino acids. Gene Ontology annotation, biological process: regulation of translational initiation.